AUGCUCCUCCCAAAGCUCCUUGCGACCGCCCUCCUCCUCCUCACCUCCGCCUCGGCCGCUCCCAGUCCUGUCGAACAACGAGACACCAAGUACUUCCACGAGCCCGGCUUCGACGAUUCCCUGGGCCACUAUGAUGUCCGCUACUACAGGGGCGAGCCCGUCUCCUACGAGGAAAAGUCCGAUUCCCUCCACCACCUCAUCCGCUCCUACCUCAUCAGCUUUCGCGAGCGCAACAUCGAGACCUGGAUCGCCCACGGCACCCUGCUGGGCUGGUGGUGGAACGGCAAGAUCAUGCCCUGGGACUGGGAUCUCGACGUCCAGGUCUCGGGCUGGACUCUGACCUGGCUGGGCGAGAACCUCAACAUGACCAUGCACAACUACACCUUUGUGGCCGAUGACGGCUCCGAGGUCCAGCGCGAGUACCUCCUCGACGUGAACCCGAACCACAUCGAGCGCGUGCGUGGGGACGGCCAAAAUGUGAUCGAUGCCCGCUGGAUCGACGUCCGCAAUGGCUUGUUCAUCGACAUCACGGGCCUGAGUGAGACGAACCCGUCGACACAGCCGGGCGUCUGGAGUUGUAAGAAUCUCCACCGCUACCGGACGCGGGAUCUGUACCCGUUGCGCGAGACCAUCUUCGAGGGCGUCCCGGCUUCAGUGCCAUAUUCGUUCGAUCGGAUCCUGACGCAGGAGUACAGCGAGCGCGCGCUGACCAAGACGUUUCAUGAGGGACAUCGCUGGAUGCCCGAAUUAAAAGAAUGGGUCAAGGUCACAGUGGCAGGACCGCCAAGAUCCCCGAUGACCAAUGCUAGACCGCACGUCCCUCGUAGUCUCGAACCGAGACAGCGGUCAGGCUUAGGGAAUUUGCUGCGUCUGUUCUGA
This is a messenger RNA of Amorphotheca resinae ATCC 22711, 879 nucleotides long. RefSeq lists its product as hypothetical. NCBI's taxonomy places the organism in Eukaryota, Fungi, Ascomycota, Leotiomycetes, Helotiales, Amorphothecaceae. The record is from RefSeq and is a predicted model, not a curated record. The transcript is spliced from 2 exons. Bases 1 to 879 code for a protein of 292 amino acids.